Molecule: messenger RNA, 4622 nt
Organism: Monomorium pharaonis (pharaoh ant)
Lineage: Eukaryota; Metazoa; Arthropoda; Insecta; Hymenoptera; Formicidae
Gene: Ptr
Product: patched domain-containing protein 3
Exons: 9
Coding region: 446-3658 (1070 amino acids)
Cellular component (GO): cytoplasmic vesicle membrane; plasma membrane
Source: RefSeq, a predicted model, not a curated record
GCAGGUAUGAGCGGAAUCUCGAGCGACGCGCCGAGCAGUUCGUAUCUCGCUUCCCGGCGACGACGGUUCGGUUCCGCGCGCUGCUCGCCUUCACGCUCGCCUCGGCAAACAAAUUCUCGAUCGUCGAUCAUGACACGCGGACGGACGAGGACGUGCAGGUGAAAGAGAUCCUUUUCUUCUUUUUUUUUUUCCUUCAUCGCGCCUCCUCUGCCGCGACUCCGUCCGCGACCGUAGAGGACCCGCGACGAACGCCGGUGGCCACCGCGUGGAAGAGGAGAGGAAGAGGGAAGAGUAAAAGGGAAGAACAAGAGGGAGGAGAAAGAUCGAUAUCGGCUCGGAUACCGCCGGGACGAUCUUCUAGUUGGUGGUGACAAAGUUUGUUGUGGAGAGAGAGAGAGAGUUUGUGGAGGAUUUUAACGCGCUUCCGGCCGAAUCAAGGAGCAAGAUGUGGCACCUGACGUGCGUCGACGACUUUUUGAAUCGCGCGUUUUACAAGGUUGGCCUCGUUGUCGGUCGACACCCCGGCUACUUCGUAAUCGUGCCGAUACUGCUGGCGUGCAUAUGCUUCACGGGCUACCAGAGGAUACACUACGAAAUCGACCCGGAAUACCUCUUCUCGCCCGUCAACGGCCCCGGCAAGACCGAACGGGCGAUAGUCGAGCAGCACUUCAAAGUCAAUUACAGCCACCAAUUCAGUUUCUCCCGCAUCACGCGGCCAGGCCGAUUCGGUCAUGUAAUCGUGAUUCCGAAGGAUGGCGGGCACAACUUGCUGAAGAGCGCGAUUUGGCAGGAGCUGAGGGAGCUCGAUUGGCUAAUCAGGAACAUGACGGUGAAGUACGAGGACGAGACGUUCACCUACGAGGAAAUUUGUGCGCGAUGGCUCGACCAGUGUUUCAUCAACGACAUCUUAAAUCUGCAUCACGUAAUGAAGGAAGUGGAAAGGGGAAAGCUAAAUCUGACGUUUCCGGUGACGUUCAAUCCGGUCACCUGGGACACUCAUCUGAUUCCGGUGUACUUCGGCGGAAGCGUCGUCAAUAAGGAUCUCAUCUUAGAAUCGGCGCCCUCGGUGCAGCUCGCCUACUUUAUCACCGUCGACAGUCCACGGCAGGACGCAAUCGGCGCCGCUUGGGAAGAGGCUUUUCUGAACAUCGUCGGCAAGGCCGAGGACGAAGGUGCGUUUAAGCACAUUAGCAUCGCGAGAUUCGCCUCGAGGACCCUCGAGCUGGAGUUAGAGGCCAACACGAAGACGGUCGUGCCGUAUUUCACCAGCACGUUCAUCAUAAUGGGCUUGUUCUCGGUCGUGACGUGCAUGAUGACCGACUGGGUGCGCAGCAAACCUUGGCUCGGUCUUCUGGGCAACCUCUCGGCCGCCAUGGCGACGGUUGCCGCUUUCGGAUUGUGCAUCUACCUGGGGAUCGACUUCAUCGGCCUCAAUCUCGCCGCGCCAUUCCUUAUGAUAGGAAUAGGGAUCGACGAUACCUUCGUCAUGUUAGCGGCCUGGAGGCGAACAAGUAUCUCGAAACCAGUGCCAGAAAGAAUGGCGGCGACAUUGAGCGAGGCUGCCGUUUCCAUCACCAUCACAUCUUUGACGGACAUGAUAUCCUUCUUCAUCGGCAUCUUGUCGCCGUUUCCCUCGGUCCAAAUUUUCUGCAUUUAUUCAGGUUUUGCAGUGGUUUUCACUUUCCUGUUCCACAUAACAUUCUUCAGCGGAUGCGUCGCAAUCAGCGGUUAUUGCGAACAAAGAAAUUUGCACAGCGUUAUCUGCUGCAAGGUGAAGCCACUAUCGAAAUCAACUCAUCGAUCGUGGUUGUACAGGGCGUUGUGUUCCGGCGGGAUUGAUCCCGACGAUCCUCAAAAUCCGAUCGACAAUCCCGAGCACGGAUGCAUGACUUGGUUCCGCGAUUAUUUGGCAGCUGCGCUAAAUUACCGGCCCGUGAAAGCGAUUAUCAUUCUCGUUUUCAUAUGCUACCUUCUCGGCGCUUUUUAUGGACUCACCACCCUUCAGGAGGGCCUGGAUCGACGCAAGCUUUCCAAGGAAGACUCUUAUUCGAUCGCUUUUUACGACCGCGAGGACUAUUACUUCAGAGAGUACCCUUACAGGAUACAGGUGGUAAUAUCCGGUGAAUACAACUACAGUGAUCCGACAAUCCAGCAGCAGGUGGAGAACCUGACGAGGAGCCUCGAGGGGAGUAAGUACAUCAGCAGCGUGCCGAUCUAUACCGAGAGCUGGCUCCGCGACUUCCUCAACUUUCUCAGCAGGAUGCGAGAUCUUGGGUACGAGAACGUGAACGUCACGGACGAGCACAACUUCAUCAAGAUCCUCAAGAAUAUGUGGCUAGUCCCGAAUAGCACCUCCUCCCUGGACAUCAAGUUCGACGACACAGGCGAGAGGAUCGUGGCGAGUCGGUUCCUAAUACAGCCGGUGAACGUGAGCGGCACCAAUCAGGAGAAGGAAAUGGUGAAGGAGCUGCGCGGCAUAUGCGCGGCGUCGCCGCUCAACGCGAGUGUAUUCCAUCCGUACUUUGUGUUCUUCGACCAGUUCGAGCUGGUAAGGCCGACCAGCAUUCAAUGCAUGAUAUUCGGCGCAUUCGUGAUGAUGCUCAUCAGCUUCAUCUUCAUCCCGAAUAUCUUCUGCUGCCUGUGGGUCGCCUUCUGCAUCGUGUCGAUCGAGCUAGGGGUGGCCGGCUACAUGGCGCUGUGGGACGUCAGUCUCGAUAGCAUCUCUAUGAUCAAUCUAAUCAUGUGCAUCGGCUUCAGUGUCGAUUUCACUGCGCACAUCUGCUAUGCCUAUAUGAGAUCGAAGCAGGCACGAGCAGAAGAUCGGGUCAAAGAAAGCCUGUAUAGCCUGGGCCUACCGAUCGUACAAGGCGCCGCCUCGACGAUACUUGGCCUGAUGGCUCUCCUGUUGGCCGGUACCUACAUCUUUCUGGUGUUCUUCAAGAUGGUCUUCCUCGUGAUCUUCAUCGGCGCAUUACACGGUAUGUUCCUGCUUCCGGUGUUGCUCUCUCUCUUCGAUCCCGGUGUCUGUAGCGGCGGUGACAGUGAGGCUGGUGAAGCAGAGAACACGAAGAACAGCACGCAAGAGAAGGAACUACAAGCCAAUAAGCUGCAACAGCAGCAGAAGCAACAGCCGCCCUACGUGAUCCCGCUUCCUCAUCUAGUCUAUUACGGUCCGGGCGACAUCAAACCGCUCCAGGACAGUCCCGCAAUGAGCAUGGCGGCGUUCGAGGAGAGGGAUCCCGGCUUGGGUACCAGCGAGGACAGCAACUCGACCGAGAGCGGCUCCUCGCAGAGCAGGAGGCGCCAGCAGCCGCCGCAGGAGCAGCAGCAGCAGCAGCAGCAGCAGCAGCAGCAACAGCAGCCGAAUCAGAUCCGCCCCGACAUGUGGAGGAGAUCUCUCGGCGUGCUUUACGGCCUGUCGCAGUUUCAAUCUGCGGUCGGCGAGCCCCAGCACCCGGCGCCGGAUUAUCCCGGUGCCGAGACGCACCCGCGGGGAUCGGGCGAGCGGCCGCGAACGGCCAAUGUCCCCUGCCUAGGACCUUACGUCGCGUAUCGCCAUUCGAAUCAAUUGCCGCGCGAUUAUGGACGCAGCAGAUCUUACCACAAUCUGCAGUAUUCUGCAUCGACGCGGCACUUGACGGAUCCGCGGUAUCCUUAAAGGUGGUGAAGGAAUAGUGUAAAAGGACAGAUAUUAUCGACGCGAUACGAAAGAUCCUCGAUCGAAUUCAGUCCCUUGAACUAGAACUACAGCAACAAUCGAUUUUGGGAGGGAAGAACUGUUAAAAUCCUCACGUAGAAAAAUGGUCGACUGGUCCGCGGACAAAAAUGCCAUCCAAAAAUAGUGAAUAUUUCCUACUUUUAACUCUAUCAAAGUAUGAAAUAAGAUCACAUCUUUAUAGAGUUCAGAGACAGAAAUCUUUUCAGAAAAUUUAUAGCUCAAUAAUAUUCUCUAUUUGCCUUCGACGUGUGGCGAGUACGUGAACGUUCGUUAAGCAUCACGAGCGUACAAUCAAUAUUGGUUUGGUGGAGACAUCUUAUACGUAUAGGAUUUGAGAGGUAUCGGAUUUGAGAGGUAAUUACAAUUGUAGUGCUGUUCAAUCACAAUGACAGCUUCGCGGGACCAUGACAAUACAAAGGAAUGAAAAUGGAAAGAAAACGACAUUCUAUGCAAACAUGGACUAGACUGCCCGAGUUACAGUCCAUUAGUUUCAAGGGAUUGAACUUCAAGAGGAUUUAUUCUCAAACAACGAGACAGUAAAGUGACGCCUGAGUAUAUUUGGAUUCUAACGACAUUUUUUUCCUUUACUUGUCUCUCAAACUAAAUUUCAAUUUUAUUGUUAUUAACUUCCUCUUAAAUCUUAUGACGGAAAUUGGACGUAGAAAAUAUAAAUAAACAAUGAUAAUUUUUUUAUCAAUAGAUGGUUAUUGAGUAUAGAAUAUGAAAGGGUCAAAGUACAAAUUAACACUUCUUUUUUUUUUUACAACUGACUCUACUAAGAGUAUUGAUUUUGGUUACGAAGCUGGAAUCCGAAAGAUUCCGGGCGCCACUGAGGAUUAAUAAUGUGAUUUCGAAGACUUUUUGUAUAGUAGUGCUUACUACAAAAUAGUGCGAUAGAAAAAAA